AUGCGACUCUUCUUGCUUGCCGCUCUGGCACUUCUCUCGCGCAGUGCUGUCGCUGUCUCCUUCUCACCCUACACAUUGGAGGGUGUCCAGGCCGACAUAUCAACCUACCUGGGUCACAAUGCGACUCACCAAUCAAGGGCAGCUUCCAACUUUGGUUGCGACGUAGCAUGUGGCUUCCUGGCCUUCUCCCGUCCCAAUACCGUUGCCUUCCCGAACUCCUCAACCUAUGAUUUCCAAGAAAACCGAUACUGGUCCCAGCAGCAGGAGCUUACCCGUCCAUCUUGCCGCUUCUCGCCCACCCGCGCCGAGGAUGUUUCCUUGGCUAUCCUGACGUUUCGCGUAACCCAAUGCAAGUUCGCCAUCAAGAGUGGGGGUCAUGGCGCAUUCUCGGGAGCCUCCAACAUUCAAGAUGGCGUAACAGUUGAUUUUAUUCAUCUUACAGAUGUACAACUAUCGAAAGACAAGAAGAUCACGUCUGUUGGAGCCGGCAACACGUGGUACAAUGUGUACUCGCAGCUGACUCCGCAAAACCUCACCGUCAUCGGCGGCAGGGUGUCUCCCAUCGGUGUUGGAGGACUUACUCUGGGUGGCGGCAUAUCGUUCUUUUCGGCACGAUACGGCUGGGCGUGUGACAAUGUCUACAACUACCAGGUAGUCCUUGCAGACGGCUCCAUUCGCGACAUCAAUGCCAAAUCAUGCAACAAGGAUCUCUAUUGGGCGCUGCGCGGCGGCGGUAAUAACUUUGCCAUUGUCACGCGCCUCGACCUCGAGACAUAUCCACAAGGCGACAUGUGGGCUGGUUCGCAAACCUUUAUCAACACACUCGAGACGAGCAAGGCCAUCAACAAGGCUUUCGAGAGUUUUGCUAUCAAUUCUCCUGAAGAUGAUUAUGCUCAGAUUAUUACGGCAUACGCAUACGCACAAACGCAGGGCAUUUAUGUCAUUGCUUCGGACCUCCAGUAUGGCAAACCCGUUGCCAAUCCUCCCGUUCUUCAAAACUUCACGGCCAUUACCGGUGCCGUUGCCGACACUCUGCGCGUAGUCGACCUACCGUCACUAACACAAGAGUUCAACGCUACCAAUCCUUACGGAUUCCGUGCGGCACUCAUGGACGAGAUCAUUGCUAUCUAUACGGAGGAAGUAGACAAAGUCAAGGACGCGCCCGGCAUCGUGCCGGCUGCCAUCUUUCAGCCAAUCACCACGUCCAUGACGAAGCAUUUUUCCAAGAACGGCGGCAACCCCUUGGGUCUAGAAGGCCAAGGCCCGCUUACCUUGGUCAACAUUGACUUCUCGUGGACGAAAAUUAGCGACGACGAGCGCAUCAUGGCCGCAGCCAACGCCAUAGUGACUCGCUCCACGGCAGCAGCGAAGACACGAGGGCUCGAUCACCCCUACCUGUACCAAAACUACGCUUCGCAGAAGCAGGAUGUGUUUGCUAGCUACGGAGAUGCAAACCUCGCCAAACUUCGAAACAUUUCCAAGAAGUACGACCCGGACCAGGUUCUGCAGCGGCUGCAGCCAGGCUACUUCAAACUGCAUUGA
Cordyceps fumosorosea ARSEF 2679 is the source of this 1542-nucleotide messenger RNA. RefSeq names its product FAD binding domain protein. Gene Ontology annotation, molecular function: FAD binding. The transcript is spliced from 4 exons. The record is from RefSeq and is a predicted model, not a curated record. NCBI's taxonomy places the organism in Eukaryota, Fungi, Ascomycota, Sordariomycetes, Hypocreales, Cordycipitaceae. Bases 1 to 1542 code for a protein of 513 amino acids.